Cantharellus anzutake is the source of this 989-nucleotide messenger RNA. RefSeq lists its product as uncharacterized. Bases 77 to 742 code for a protein of 221 amino acids. The record is from RefSeq and is a predicted model, not a curated record. The transcript is spliced from 9 exons. Lineage: Eukaryota; Fungi; Basidiomycota; Agaricomycetes; Cantharellales; Hydnaceae.
GUCUAAACCCACAGGACCCACUACGGAGCAGCGUUUUUCGCUGCGAUCCAUCCAGAAUAAACAAACACACGUUACCAUGUCUGUUAGAACGCUGCAGCACAUCCCCACAUUAGCCCAGGCUUUUGUGGCGGCGAACAUCCAAGCUCCAGAUCCUCCAGCCGCACACCACAAUCCGAUAUUGCUUCGCCAGAUAUCCAUAUGGCAAGGCGACAUAACUAAACUGGAGGUUGAUGCCAUCGUUAACGCUGCCAAUCGCACUCUGCUUGGUGGUGGUGGUGUGGAUGGUGCUAUCCAUCGGGCUGCAGGUCCACGUCUUCUUAACGAAUGUCAGGCUCUGGAUGGAGCAGAGACUGGCGAAGCCAAGAUAACCUCGGGCUAUGACCUCCCUGCUCGCCAUGUAUUGCACACAGUUGGGCCAGUCUAUUCCAGGUCCAAGGAUGCGGAAUGCGCAAGAUUACUUGCCCUGUGUUACAGAAAUUGUUUAAACCUUGCAUAUGCCAAAAACAUCAAGUCUAUAGCGUUCCCAUCUAUCUCCACUGGAUUAUAUGGAUACCCCAUUCGUGACGCAACUCACAUUGCUAUGACGGAAACGAGGAAAUUCCUAGACAGUCCCCAGGGUCAAGACAUAGAACGAGUCGUUUUCGUCGUCUUUUUAGACACUGACAAGGAUCUUUAUGAUACCCUGGCCCCUUUGUAUUUCCCGCCUUCUCCCCCUCCACCAGCUUACAGUGAGGCGGACUAGUGGACUCAUAGUGCCCGGAACCCCUUAUUCAUGACCGAGGCGCGAAGACCCAUGUUCUGUUGUAUGCACAACCAACUACGAUAUGAUUGUGAUAUUUGGCUGUGAAUGGCUACGUUUUACUGCUCCACCUGUGAGACACUCAUGAGCUUCUCCAGUUCUUGCAGCGGCAAGGCUGAAGGUGAGACAUUCUGCCUUGCGCUUCAAUGAGAAUGCUCCCCUUCAUCGCCCGCCUAACUAUUGCGCCUCG